This is a messenger RNA of Syngnathus acus (greater pipefish), 1555 nucleotides long. RefSeq names its product nonhomologous end-joining factor 1 (gene nhej1). The transcript has 9 exons. NCBI's taxonomy places the organism in Eukaryota, Metazoa, Chordata, Actinopteri, Syngnathiformes, Syngnathidae. Gene Ontology annotation, molecular function: DNA end binding. Bases 362 to 1342 code for a protein of 326 amino acids. The record is from RefSeq and is a predicted model, not a curated record. Gene Ontology annotation, biological process: double-strand break repair via nonhomologous end joining. Gene Ontology annotation, cellular component: DNA ligase IV complex; nucleus.
CUCAUCGCAACCGUAGACAAAACAGAGGCGCUCCUGGGGCGUCAGCUAAUAUUUGUUUUUUUAAACUUUUAAAGAAUACAUUUGUUUGUUAUAAGCCGCUGUAGCCAAAAGUGACUGAGCUACUUUUAUUGAUGUGAUAGAAAAUUGCUGCAGUAGUAGAAAAAUAGAUAGCAGUACAUAUGUCAUUUUAAAUUUGCAAUGUUUUUGUUUUCGAAAUGGAAAUAAUGUUUGCGACAUUUUUCGUGUGAGAUGACGUUAAUCUUGCCUGCCCGGAACUGAGAUGACAUGGCUUGUUUACAGAAGCUGCCACCGUGCAAUCACCUGAGAGCCAGCACGACAUUUUCGCAAGGCUCUGAUCGAGAUGGAAACCAUCCAAGCCUCCAGUGAUGUUCUCCUUCAGCAUCCGUGGCUUCCCAUGGCCAUUGAUGGUUGCAACCUGCUGGUCAAGAGCUGCUUUGCAGAGACGACGUACCGCAUCCUGCUAACUGACAUGCACUGCGUUUGGCAGGAGACCAUGCAGUCGGCGGCCAUCCAGAGCCGCGCUCAGGAGCUGAACAAGCGUUUGCAAGCCCCCGUCAAAGCCUUUUUCUCGCACCUGUGCGAGGUGGUGCGGCCCUGUCUGUCCGGCAGCGGUCAGCCGAGCGAGAGCCAAGUUGGCAUCACUGUGAUGCGGCCUGAAGGAGGCGACUUGUGCUUGAGGCUGAAGAGCAAGCUAGCGGAGCUGCCGUUCUACUGGGAGUUUCGCUGCACCCCCGCUCCAGUCGCUGUGGUAUGUCUUCAUCUGGUGCAGCCCCUGUUGUCCAUGAGCCACGUGCUGCAGCAGCAGGUGGAAGAGCUGGAAGAGUUGCUGGUCACCAAGGAUGCCGAGAUCCAAGACUACAAGGAGAAUGGAGCCACACUCAGCAGAGCGCGUCUGCAGACAGACAUUUUCGAGCGGCACACCUACAAAGUCGGUUUCCUGGCAAAGACUCUUGCUGUGGUUUGUUCUGAUGAUCACGGUGUGAAGAACUUCGGAGAUGACCUCCGAGAGCUUUACACCGCCAUCGUCGCACACGGAAGCAAACUGUCGGAGCAGGACCAGUUGGUUGCAGCAGAUCCGGAUCCCGCAACUUCCUCAGGCCCGAAGAACAUUUGCGUGUUUGGGCCUCGGCAUCAUGCAGGCGUUGAAGCGUGUGCUGAAGGAGGAGAAGCUGACGACAAGCAGAACCGGAGCAGCCCAGUGGCGGAAGCAAGAGACCACAUCGUCCACACAGCCCCGGCACAGCAGCUCAUCACCUGCGGCCGUGCUGAGCGAACGUCUUCCAAAGCAAAGAAGAAGAAAGUGGUGGGCUUGUUCCGAUGAGCGCCAUUUUCAAUCAAUUAUUUUUAAAUAGCUUUUAAUCUUAUAGAAUCAAUGGCAAUGAUUUUAUCGCGGGAGGUAGGCUUUUUAAUCUGAGAUUUCAUAUUUUAAAUAAAUAAAUGAAUUAAUUUUCUAUUUAAUCUAAUAAACUGCGCAAUAAGUCAUUUAUUUGUUGAAUCAGCUGUAGACAAUGCUUAUUAAAACUAUUUAACCCAA